Messenger RNA from Paramormyrops kingsleyae, 2432 nucleotides. RefSeq names its product nuclear receptor subfamily 1, group H, member 5 (gene nr1h5). The record is from RefSeq and is a predicted model, not a curated record. Gene Ontology annotation, cellular component: RNA polymerase II transcription regulator complex. Gene Ontology annotation, biological process: negative regulation of inflammatory response; negative regulation of transcription by RNA polymerase II; bile acid signaling pathway. Gene Ontology annotation, molecular function: nuclear receptor activity; zinc ion binding; RNA polymerase II cis-regulatory region sequence-specific DNA binding. Lineage: Eukaryota; Metazoa; Chordata; Actinopteri; Osteoglossiformes; Mormyridae.
UGGAAGAUAAAUGAAAAGGUAAAUAUACUCUCCUCUGUGAGGUCUUCCAUCUGUGUGUUGGUAACUUGUUUGUUGUGUUACAGUGUUGUUGUCUUGAUGCCUGUUGCCCUGCUGUACCUUAUUGCGUGACUGUCAUUUAUGUCAUGAAAUGUACUCAUGUAACAGAACUGUUGCCAUGGUUUGUGUGAUAGUGUGGGAUUUUAAUGAGAGGGAGAGUUUUGAAAUGUGUAGGUGUGGAGGAAGUAUACAUACCUCCAUAUGGUGUUUGGACAGUGUGUUGGAAAGUCUGUGUGUGGAACGUAUAUGUGUAGGAUAUGUUUUAUAUUGCAUGUGUAAAGAGUUUGUCUUUUGCAGUGUGUAUGUGUGUGAAAGUGUGCCGUGUCUCUGCAUGCAUGUGUUUAGAGAGUGUAGGGUGUCGGGGGCGGGGCUGUUAGUCACUGGGGACUGGAAGCUGGGAGAGCGGAUGAGUUCAGAUUAGGAGAGCAAAAUCAGGAGUAUACAAGAGCUCCAACAUUCAGGAAAGCAGAUCACGGCAUGAUACGUUUGUAAACGUUGAGGCUCAAACGGUGACCUAAAUGAGGGAGUGGCAGGAGGCGGAGCUGACCAUGCCAGGCAGUGGCUUCCUGUCCAUGACAGAUGGAUUUGGUAUUGUGGAACCUUUGCAGUAUUAUGAUGUCCUGUCAGACUCCCUGAGCUACCCUCUCCAGGAGCCCGAGCUGCACGGCUCGCCCUACACCCAGCAGCAGUAUGGCUCCAUCGGCCUGCCCUUCUGCACGCAGGGGGCAGCAGCACCACAGCCCUGCUAUUCGCCAUAUGCCUAUGCCUGUCUGGAACCACCCCUGGAGGCCUCAGUGGAGCAACUCGUAGGUGUGGUAGGAUCACAGCAGAUAAAGCGACCCAGGCCAGGCCCUGGAGGGCGGACCAGAGGCCCCGGAGAGCUCUGCAUGGUGUGUGGGGACAAGGCCUCAGGGUACCACUACAACGCACUGACCUGUGAGGGCUGCAAAGGGUUCUUCAGACGCAGCAUUACAAAGAAGGCUGUCUACCGCUGCAAAAGUGGCGGAGGCUGUGAGAUGGACAUGUACAUGCGGCGAAAGUGUCAAGACUGUCGCCUGAGAAAGUGCCGUGCUGUGGGCAUGCUGGCCGAGUGCCUGCUGACAGAGGUGCAGUGCCAAUCCAAGCGUCUUAGGAAGAGUGCCAAGCAAUCAAACAAGUCCGAAUGCAAGCAGGAGGAGGAAGAGGACAGUGUGGAGGGAAAGGCUGUUUCUUCUACUUGUAGGGUCGUAGGACAGGUAGGGAUUCUCCAGACACGGUGUCUGUCAUACCUGCAUAAAGGUGUCAGUGAACAGCCUCUCUGUCUGCAGCUGUCUGCAGGCCUCUCGAGAGAGGAGCAGGUCAUAGUGGAAGGGAUUGUGGAGGCUCACCGUCGGUACAGGGCACAGGACCCUGCUCAUACUUGGGUACUGAAGUUGCCCAGGAUAGAUAACCUGGAAGCCAAGCUGGAGGACCCCUCCUCCCCAAAUUGUCAAAGGCUGUUAGAGUUCUCCUGCAGUCUUCCAGGGUUUGAACUCCUGGACUACACUGAUCAGGUGGCCUUGCUCUGCAGCUCGUCUGUGGAAGUCAUGUUCCUGCUCUCUGCCCAACUCCUCGCCCUGGGAACCACUCCAGAUAACCUGCCCUUACCCCUGUUAGCAUUGUACCCCAUGGGGAAGGACACCUCACUCUUUCCCUGGCUAAAACCCCCCCACUCCAAGCAGAGUGCCUCCUCAGGUUCCAUUGAAGAGCUGCUGAGACCAGCAAUAAACUUCUUCCACAGCAUGGUGGCUCUAGGGGUGACAGAGGCAGAGUAUGCUCUUCUUACAGCUACUGCACUCUUGUGUUCAGACCAAACUUGCCUCCAAGCCCCCACACAAGUAGAGGUCCUGCAGGAGCAUGUCCUGGAGCUUCUGUCCCGGGUGUGUGAGCUGCCACUGGGCCCCCAUGGGUCUCUGGACCCUCAGCGGUUUGCACGGCUAUUGGGCCGACUCACAGAGCUGAGGACACUGCGCCACAAUCACCUCAUCUUGUUGAGGCACCAGCCUUGGGGAGCCUAUGUCCAGUGAGGCGAGGCUGGGGGGGGGGGGGGGGGAUUCAGAAGGGAAUAACUAUAGGAGAACUGGGUAAAGAUAAGGAGAUAAAGGGCCUUUAUGUUAGACAUGCCUACCCUUAUUUUUCUUUAAUUUCCUUAAUUAGACUGAAUUUUUCAGCAUCAUUUUAUACUUCAUGCACAAUUAUUACAUAAUAAAAACUCAACCAACUGUCAAUAAAGUCAACAAAAAAUUUUAAAACACAUUUCACACAGAUUAUUCGGUAUUGAGCAUCUUGUAUAUUUAUAUAUAAUUGUGAUUUGUCUUUGCUGUAUUAAGCAACAAUAAACUCCUUUUCCCAAAGAA